This is a messenger RNA of Erinaceus europaeus (western European hedgehog), 3951 nucleotides long. RefSeq names its product tRNA methyltransferase 10B (gene TRMT10B). The transcript is spliced from 8 exons. Gene Ontology annotation, cellular component: nucleoplasm; nucleus. The record is from RefSeq and is a predicted model, not a curated record. NCBI's taxonomy places the organism in Eukaryota, Metazoa, Chordata, Mammalia, Eulipotyphla, Erinaceidae. The coding region runs from base 353 to 907 and encodes 184 amino acids. Gene Ontology annotation, biological process: tRNA N1-guanine methylation. Gene Ontology annotation, molecular function: tRNA binding.
UCCUACAAGUAUACAUACACAAGUAACAGAAAGGCUGGGAGUGAGUUUUGUAUAUUGCAAGGAAUGAACUGGCUGCUAACUGGCAUAAGGUUUUAGUUCUGUUUGAUUUAUAAGACGUGUAAAUAAAAUCCAAGAAAAAAAGAGAAAUGUCCAAAGAAAACAGAGACACUGGGAAAAGAUCGUUGCUGCAAAGAAGAGCAAGAGAAAGCAAGAGAGAGAAAGAAGGAAAGCCAAGCGUGCAGAAAGUCCAGGCAUCUAUCCCCAGCACAGCAAACGUUUUCUGAGAUCCUUAACCAAGGAGAGACUUUUAGAAGCCAAACACUCAGGUCCAAGACUCUGUGUUGAUUUGAGUAUGACCCAUCAUAUGUCCAAAAAGGAAUUAAGUAGACUGGCUGGACAGAUCCGAAGGUUGUAUGGCUCAAAUAAAAAAUCCGACAGACCAUUUUGGAUCUACCUCACUGGAUUCUCAACGGACAGUCCCUUGUAUGAAGAGUGUUUAAGGAUGAAUGAUGGAUUUUCUAGUUAUCUGCUGGACAUAACAGAAGAAGACUGCUUUAGUUUAUUUCCUCUGGGAAGCAUUGUGUACCUGACUCCUGACGCUGAAUACGCUCUUGAAGAUGUUGAUCUAAAUAAAGUUUACAUUCUUGGUGGACUUGUGGACGAAAGCAUUCAGAAGAAGGUGACAUUUCAAAAGGCGCAAGAACACUCUGUGAAGACAGCCCGUCUGCCAAUCCAGGAAUACAUGGCCAAGCGCCAGAACGAAAAAAACUAUCAUUCAGAGAUACUGGCGAUCAACCAAGUAUUCGAUAUCCUGUCUGCCUACUUUGAAACUCACAACUGGCCUGAAGCGCUGAAGAAAGGUGUUUCUUCCAGAAAAGGCUAUGUUCUUCAAAGCCCAGUGGGAUGACGGGCAGCCAAGACUGCUGCUGGAGGAGGUGAAGGUGCUGGAGGGCCUUGACCAAAGCCGAGAAGGCCGUGGCAGCGCACACUUGCUUUCACUUGACAUUUUGGCUCUUCACUGGGAUAUAAGUUAUUAAAACCAGGGGCCACAUUCUGCUCUUUUCUAUCUCCUGCAGUGCCUGGCUCACAGAAAGUGCCCCAAUACAUGCGAAGUAAAAAGUUUAUAUAAUAAGAAACGCCCUAAAACAAUAUGACUUUGAACGUUAACUCUUUUGUACAUUUAUGAAAACCCUCUCUAAGGGGAUAGCUUCAAUUCCACUAGGUAUUAAUUUUCACUAAGUUAUAUGACUUCCUCCAGCAGCCACUUCUGACCAUGCUGAGGUCAACUCGGCAGUAUGCUGUAUAAUGUGUGUAUAAAUUCCUUGUAGGAUCAGCCCGCCUUAGCCUAUGCCUAUGCCAAGUCCUCACAGCACACUGGCACUGCCUCCUGCGCUCCUUUGUCCUGAGGAUUUGUGGAGGGCUGCCUUCUUCGUAGUAGUGGCUUCCUAACAGCAAUUUGUGUCUCUCUGUAUUCAUGCUUUGUGCAAACUGUAUCUUCUCAUAUACUUGUAUUUAACUGUCCAAACUGGAAAGCACACAGUACUGACAAACCUCACUGAACGCUGCACUGCAUCUGGUGUUAGCACGUUAGAUAGAUAGCCUCUUACUAUGCAGUUCUCUGGCCGCACUGCAUCUGGUGUUAGCACGUUAGAUAGAUAGAUAGCCUCUUACUAUGCAGUUCUCUGGCUGCACUGCAUCUGGUGUUAGCACGUUAGAUAGAUAGCCUCUUACUAUGCAGUUCUCUGGCUGCACUGCAUCUGGUGUUAGCACGUUAGAUAGAUAGAUAGCCUCUUAUUAUGCAGUUCUCCGGCCCAUUUGCUACUAUCCUAGUUACGCACAGUUGCUUUAGUUACUCUGACCAGUUUGAGUUAGUAAAUUUGAUGACUAACCUGCUAGGAAAUGCAGAAAAUGUACUAGUUAAAACAAAAACAAAAAACUAGGAGCCAGGCACUGGCACACCUGCUUAAGUGCACAUACCACAUUACGCAAGGACCUGGGUCAAGUCCCCAGCCCCCACCUGCAGGGGAGCUUCAUGAGCAGAGAAGUAGUGAUGCGGGUGUCUCUUUCCUUCUUUAUCUCCCCUCACCUCUCAAUUUCUCCCUGUAUCCAAUAAUAAAAGAUUUUUUAAAAAGUAAACUUAAAAAAAAAGUCAUAAUUCUCGGCUCUGUGCUCAUCACAGUCAAAUACUCAGUAAAUUACUUGAUUUAUUACUUAAAAUCCCCCCCAAAAAAAUUGCCCAGGCUAGGAGAUAGCAAAAUGGCUAUGCAAAGACUUUAAUUAAAUGCUGGAGAUCCCCCCCAGGUUCAGUCCCCAGCACCACUACAAGGCCAGAGCUGAGUAGUGCUCUGAUUUAAAAAAAGCAGAGAAAGCCCAGCCUUUAGGAAACAAUGUUCCUGAGUCUUUAUGAACACACUGAAUGAGUUCUAUCAUCCUGUCACCCAAAAGAAACUUCCUGUAGAUGGACUUCCAGGGUCUGCAACUCUCAGGGAGGCCUCCUGACCCUACAGCCACUCGAUUGGGUUGUCCCAGACUUCACUUUCAUCUCUGAAGGCUUUUACAAAUACCAUGUGGCAUGGAGGAACUCCUCCAAGUCUAUCACAAGGCUCCACUUAAUUUGGGGGGUUGGUGGUGCACACAGGGACUCAGGAACAAGCCCCCACCCCACCUGCAGGGGGGACAAUUCAUGAGCAAUGAAACAGCUCCAUGCUGUCUCCUCUCAAGCUUCCCCAUCCCUCUCAAUUUCUCUGUCCUAUCAAAUAAAAUAAAAGGGAAAAGGGGGGAGGGGUCAGGUGGUAGGUAGCACAGCGGGUUAAGCGCAGGUGGCGCAAAGCGCAAGGAUCGGCGUUAACGAUCUCGGUUCGAGCCCCUGGCUCCCCACCUGCAGGGGAGUUACUUCACAGGCAGUGAAGCAGGUCUGCAGGUGUCUAUCUUUCUCUCCCCCUGUCUUCCUCUCUUCUCACCAUUUCUCUGUCCUAUCCAGCAAUGAGAUCAGUAACAACAACAACAACAAUAGCUACAACAAUAAAAAACAAGGGCAACACAAGGAAAUUAAAAAAAAAAAAAAAGGCCGCUAGGAGCAAUAGAUCUGUAGUGCUGGCACCAAGCCGUAGAUACAGCUAGUGGCAAUUAAACAAAACUUUUAGCUGGACCUCAACCAGAAAUCCUUACCGUGAACAACAAAAGAAAUGAAUACCCAAAAUAUUCUAUAACGUGAAAAAAAUGUUAUGCAGCUAUUGACUUUUCAAUAGUAAUCAUAAAAAACACACAUUACUGUUUGACAUGGGCCAAGCAAUAUGUACUGUAUAAUCCUGAUUUCAAUUUGAAUACUCAGAUAGUGGCUGAGAAUGUGGGCCUAGUUUCUUCAUCUAAGGUUAAGUGCUGUCUUUAGCAUCACUAAGAAUAAAUGAGUUAAUCCAUGCAAAAACAAACAAAACUUGGUAUAAUACUUUAUACUGAGUAAAGUCACUAUAGUUACCGCUACUACCCACUAAGGAAUGGAGUCAGAGGUGGUUUUGUUUGCUUCUUGUGUAUUCAUUUGCUUAGUGUACAUCUUACUACUACUAUCAGAGCAUUAUUCUAAUGUCAUUUUGACAGUAGAAGCUGAACUGUAGCAAAGCUGAAGUUAAUACUACAUAUACCACAAUACUGACUUUUAGUAAAUUUUAUUGUAAAAGACAAGUAAAAAAAAAAAACAUUCUACAGAGUAUUGUUACCCACAUAAACAUGGGUGGUAACCAGUAACGUUUUUAUAAAAACAUGUCUUCUGAAGAUUUAGGGCUUACCUAAAAACUUUCUCCUAGGAAACCCGCAGUCUCUUGGAUCAAACGACCCAUAUAAGUCCAUGAAAAUCAACUUUCUGCCAGUCUGGAGAAGAUCUCUUUUCUUUGAUCUGUUGUCAUAUGUUCACAGGCUUCUAAAAUGUUUGCUAAAAUUAAAGUCUGCUGAAUGGUU